AAUUAUGUUCACAUAACACUUGAUGAGGGCGCUGUAAUUGCAACAUCAAAAUUUGAAGGCACAGAAAAAAGGAUAAUACGAAUUGCAAGCAAAUAUCAGUCAGGUAGAUUUGACGAUGACCGUUGGCAUACAGUAACUGUUGUCAGAACUAUUACUUUAAUGACAUUGAGUGUUGAUGGAAUAAACGAUGAAAUCCGACAAUAUGCACCAGAAAUAGACUGGCUGGUAAAUUCGUUUUCUUACUUUGGUGGCAUCGCGAAAGAAAAGCUUGUUCCUGGCAUUAAGGUUAAAAACUUCCGCGGAUGUCUAAAAAAUGUAACUUUUUCAAAUUUUAUUUAUUUAGCAAAAUUUACUAUUUCAGAGAUGACUACUGACGGAUCAAUUUUUGCAAAAUCAGUUUUCAAAUUGGAAUUUAUAAGAUAUGAAGCUGAUGCUUAUCUGAUCAACUUCAUAACUCUGGCUAAUCAAGCAUAUGGGAAAUCAGUAAUACGAUCAGCUGGAGACCUAUCUCUGUCUUGUCGAAAAGUAGCAGUAUCAGAAGAUACAUUGUCAUUUAAUAGUGGCAAACAUUUUAUUACAUUACCGAAAUGGAAUUCAAUGGCAAGUGGUAGUUUAAAUGAUAUGCUAAUUUCAGGCUUCCAGUUACGAACUCAGGAGCGUGACGGACUUAUACUUUUUCAUGGUUCAUUUCCAAGUGCAGUUACCGGUCAUGAUUAUAUUGCUUUUGAAUUGAUUGAUGGGCAUCUUUUUAUGAUUAUCAAUUUGGGGUCAGGCCAUAUAAGACUACAGACAACAGCGGAAAAAAUAACUGAUGGCAGUGCGUGGCACACUGUAACACUUGAACGUGUGGGUCGAACGGGUACUGUAACUGUGGAUAACAUCAAAACCGAUUUUUCAACACCUGGUGUAUCUGCUAAUUUUAUCGUUGAAGAACCGAUUUAUCUAGGAGCAGUGCCGUGGCCAGCAAAUGAAACACAUAGCGUAGAUUUUUACGUACCUCAUUCGAUAUGGUCAGCAAAUUUACGCAAAGGUUUUGUAGGUUGUUUAAAGAAUAUCCGAAUCAACGGAAUCAGCCCAAAUACUGCAAUUAUAUUUCAAGAACAGCAAAAGAGUCUUGAAAAUGGUAAGUUGGCAUGA
Thelazia callipaeda (thelaziosis nematode) is the source of this 1137-nucleotide messenger RNA. NCBI's taxonomy places the organism in Eukaryota, Metazoa, Nematoda, Chromadorea, Rhabditida, Thelaziidae. The record is from the annotation of a GenBank genome assembly.